Propithecus coquereli (Coquerel's sifaka) is the source of this 865-nucleotide messenger RNA. It is a transcript of the gene TMEM134, whose product is annotated as transmembrane protein 134. The coding region runs from base 72 to 659 and encodes 195 amino acids. Lineage: Eukaryota; Metazoa; Chordata; Mammalia; Primates; Indriidae. The record is from RefSeq and is a predicted model, not a curated record. The transcript has 7 exons.
GCGGGACCGCGGCGGCGCGGGGUGGCGGGCGCAGAUGGCGGCGGCGCAGGGCGCCUGAGCGGGCGGGGGCCAUGAGCGCCGCCCGGCCCCAGUUCAGCAUCGAUGACGCCUUCGAGCUGUCCCUGGAGGACGCGGGCCCUGGGCCCGAGUCCAGCGGGGUCGCCCGCUUUGGGCCGCUGCACUUCGAGCGCCGGGCCCGCUUCGAGGCGGCUGACGAGGACAAGCAGUCCCGGCUGCGCUACCAGAACUUGGAGAACGAUGAGGAUGGAGCCCAGGCCUCUCCAGAGCCGGAUGGGGGAGUCGGCACCAGGGAUCCCGGCCGAACCUCCAUCCGAAGCUCCCAGUGGUCCUUUAGCACCAUCAGCGGCAGCACGCAGCGCUCCUACAACGCCUGCUGCAGCUGGACCCAGCACCCUUUGAUCCAGAAGAACCGCCGGGUAGUACUGGCUUCCUUCCUGCUUCUGCUGCUGGGGCUGGUGCUGAUCCUGGUCGGCGUGGGACUGGAGGUGGCCCCGUCUCCAGGUGUCUCCAGCGCCAUCUUCUUCGUGCCCGGCUUCCUGUUGCUGGUCCCGGGAGUCUACCACGUGAUCUUCAUCUACUGCGCCGUCAAGGGCCACCGGGGCUUCCAGUUCUUCUACCUGCCCUACUUCGAGAAGUGAGCGGCGCCUCGGGGACCCGCGCCCGUUCCGUUCCCUCAUCCGCCAGGACCCUCGACAGCCCGUCGGGAGGCUGCUCGGGAAGUUUGGGGCAGGACUGGCCCUGGGAAAAAGUCACUCCGCCCGCUCAGUGCCUUAACUUAUUCUCGGGCCCUGGGACUGCUAGGUUGGUGUUAUUUUGUGCUAAUAAAAGAGUAAUUCCCGCAGAG